Molecule: messenger RNA, 1790 nt
Organism: Hypoxylon trugodes
Lineage: Eukaryota; Fungi; Ascomycota; Sordariomycetes; Xylariales; Hypoxylaceae
Product: MFS general substrate transporter
Exons: 1
Coding region: 388-1776 (462 amino acids)
Biological process (GO): transmembrane transport
Cellular component (GO): fungal-type vacuole membrane
Molecular function (GO): transmembrane transporter activity
Source: RefSeq, a predicted model, not a curated record
UCUUCAGCACCACUAAUGAAACUCCAUUGAAGGCCCACCACACCCUCUCGAGUCCUAGAAGAACUCCCUGCGAAUAAGUUACUGCAAUAAAAAAUACGUGUCGCUUGUCAUCAUCCGGAUCAAUAAAAAUUCGUACUAUCAUCUCGCCAAGGGGAAAUUUUUCAAGACAGAGAUUAGACAUCUUCGUCUGCUCGGAACUAUUUCCGAAACUCCGAGGACGUUUGCCAUAGCAACCUCCACAGCUCGUACGUACCUUACCUAGUAUCUAAGGCGACACAAAUUCGACUGUUUUCCUCUCCUUCCCUCCAGUUGUCGUAUCCUCCACAAGCGUCUCCACGACCCUAGCCCUAUUGUCUACCGACCAUCACUACAGCCUUCGCCAUCGCAAUGGCUCACGAAACGAGCGCGCACCAAUCGCCCGUAAGCGACUCUGAAGAUAUUACCAUAUCUAAUAGCAGCUUCGUCGCUUCAAAUGAGAAGACCGAGGUCGCAGACGAAAGAAAUGGGAAUGUCCAGCCGAGCGAGCUCGAGAAUGCCGAACCGAAAGAACCCCCUCGGACCGGCCCGCCGCCACCGCCCAACGGAGGCUUCAUCGCAUGGCUCCAUGUAGUCGGCGGCUUCAUGCUUUUUUUCAAUACCUGGGGCAUUCUAAAUGCCUUCGGGGUCUUCCAAACCUACUACGAAUCCGGCCAACUCUUCGAAAGGUCUUCAUCCGACAUCUCAUGGAUCGGAUCGAUUCAGUCGUUUAUGGUGCUGCUCGGCGGUGUCUUCGCCGGUCCCAUCUACGAUAGAGGUUACCUUACACAUCUGCUUAUCGUCGGUAGCUUUGGUAUCGUGUUCGGACACAUGAUGCUGAGUCUUUGCAAGCAAUAUUGGGAGGUCGUCCUUGCCCAAGGUCUUUGCGUCGGAUUAGGAGCGGGCAUGUUGUUCGUGCCUUGCGUGUCCCUUAUCCCUCAAUAUUUCAGCACAAAGCUCGGCCUUGCUGUUGGUCUAGCAUCUUCGGGUUCUUCUGUUGGCGGUAUCAUCUACCCCAUCGUCCUAUACCAGCUCGUCGAUAGAAUUGGGUUCGCAUGGUCAGUCCGUGUCAUGGGUUUCAUCGCUCUCGGAACACUACUUAUCCCAAUCUCGAUCAUGAGAAUGCGAUUCAAAGCUCCUAAGGCCAGAUCAAUGGUCGACUGGACUGCAUUCCGCGAUAUCCCAUACAUGGCUUUCACGCUAAGUACAUUCAUCGGCUUCAUGGGACUCAGCAUUCUCAUUUUCUACAUCUCAUACUAUCCCCAAGAGCAAGGGCUUACCGACGAGGCACUCUCCUUCUACAUGGUCCCUAUCUUCAACGCCGCUUCUUGCUUCGGCCGAGUCGUUCCCAACGCCGUAUCGGAUAAAGUUGGCCCAUUCAACGUCAUCGCGCCGUGUUCGGUUAUCACUGGUAUCCUGAUGCUCUGCAUGAUGGCGGCUCACACUAGGGGUGCGGUGAUCGCCAUUGCGGUCCUUGCUGGUUUCUUCAGUGGCGUGUUCAUUGCCAUGCCCCCUGUCUGCUUUUUCCCUUUGACCAAGGAUAAGUCAAAGCUAGGGACCAGAGUAGGUAUGGGCUUUGGUAUUAUUGCCUUGGGUCUGCUAGUCGGCAGUCCAGUGGCUGGUGCUAUCCUCGGCGAGACCAAGCCAUUAGACUGGCGAGGCUUAUGGGGGUUUGGUGGAGCUACCGCUACCUUAGCUGGAUUGCUGUACGGUGCCUUGAGAGUCUAUCGCUCUGGGUUCAAGCUCAAUAUCAAGGCGUAAACCAUCUUCUCCUC